CCGGCGGCGCGCGCGGCAGCGGAGGAGCUGCCUUCGGCCUCAGCCGCCUCUUCCCCGCCGCCCUCUUCCUCUUCUCCCUUCCUCCUCGUCCUCGUCCUCCUCCGCUUCAUCCCCAUCCUCCUCUUCCCCGUCGCCUCCGUCCUCCCUCCGCUUCAUCCCCAUCCUCAUCCCCCCUUUUCCUCCCCCUCCUCGCCGUCUCCAUCCCCGUCUCCAUCCUCCUCUUCCUCCCCCACCUUCCUCCCUCCCUCCUCCUCCUCCUCCUCUCCCGAUGGGCCCCCCCGGCCCGGCCACGCGGCUCUUGCCCCCCCUCGUUCUGGCGCUCGCAGGGGUCGCCCGGGGCACCUUCACGGUGGUGGCCUGGCCGCGGGUGGCCGUGGUGGCCUUCGGGGGCUCGGUGACCGUCAACUGCAGCCGCAGCGCCUGCCCGGGGGACAACGCCACGCUGGGGCUCGAGACCCCCCUGCCCGCGACCCCCGGGGCCGGGGGGCUCCGCUGGCAAAGCUUCCGGCUCCGGAACGUGUCCCAGUGGAACCCCGGCCCCGUCACCUGCUCCGGCCGCUGCGGCGACACCGAGGCCAACGCCAGCACCGGCGUCCUCGUCUACCAGCUGCCGGAGCGGGUGGAGCUGGAGCCGGUGCCGGCGGUGGCGGUGGGGGACAGCCGGAACGUGACGUGCCGCGUGCUGGAGGUGGCACCGGUGCGGAACCUGACGGUGACGCUGCGGCGCGGCGCCGAAACGCUGCGCACCGAGAGCUUCGGCGACGCCGAGGGCAGCGCCAGCGUGGCCGUGAGCCACCUGCUGACCGCCACCCGCGGUGACCACGGCCAGGACGUCACCUGCCACGCCGAGCUGUCCCUGCGGCCGCACGGGCCCCUGUUCGCCCGCGCCGCUGUCCCCGUCACGCUCUCGGUGUUCGCUCUCCCGGAGCCCCCCCAGCUGCAGGCCCCCGCCAUCCUCGAGGCCGGCACGGUGGCCAACGCCAGCUGCCGCAUCGCCGGCGCCUUCCCGGCCGGGGACAUCCGUGUCACCGCCGCGCUGGACCAGGAGCCGCUGAACGUCACCGCGGCGGUGGCCGGCGACACGGUGACGGCCAGCACGGAGCUGUCCCCGCGCAGCCCGGGCCCGCGGGAGCUGAGCUGCACGGCCGCGGUGGCCACGGUGGCACGGACGGCGCGGAGGCAGCUCCACGUUUACCGAUUCCCGGCGCCCGCGCUGGAGCUGAGCCCGGCCCCGGCCGCGGCGGGCAGCGAGGUGACGGUGACUUGCCACGCCGGGGCCACCGAGCCGCCCGCGGCGCGGCUGCAGCUCCGCGAUGCGGACGGCGGCGUCCUGGCCGAGGGCCCGCAGCCCCGGCUGCAGCUCCGGUUGGUGGCUCGGCGCGACGACGACGGCCGCGAAUUCCGGUGCCGGGCCAGCCUGGCGGUGGGCGACAGCGUGGUGACAAAGGACGCGGACGCGCGGCUCGCGGUGCUCUAUCUUCCCGAAAUCCCGGCCAGCGGCUGCCCCGGCAACCGCACGUGGGUGCGGGGCACGCGGGAAGCGCUGUCCUGCCGCGCCACCGGCAACCCCGAGCCCACCGUGGUGUGCGGCCGCGACGGCGUCGCCGUGGCCACCGGCGAGCCCGAGCCGGUGACCCGCUCGCGCGCGGGCACCUACCUGUGCAACGCCACCAACGCGCUGGGGACGCGCAGCCGCCGCGUCACCGUCCGCGUGGAGUAUGAGCCCACGCUGUCCGAGUCGGGGUGUCCGGCACGCCAGGUCUGGGUGGAGGGGCAGCGGCGGGAGCUGGAGUGUCGCGCCGACGGGGACCCCCCGCCCAGCACGCGCUGUGCCCGCGACGGUGGCACCCGCGACGGCGGCACUCGCCACGGUGGCAUCCAGCACGGCGGGGUCGCCCGCGGCCGCGUGGUCACCCGGGCUGAUGGCGGCCGCUACGUGUGCAGGGCCACCAACCGGCACGGGGUGGCCGUGAGGAGCGUCGUUGUCACCGUGGAGUACCAGCCGAGCCUCGGCGAGCGCGGCUGCCCCGAGCGGCGGCGGUGGCUGGAGGGGACCCCGGCCGAGCUGGGCUGCGCCGCCACCGGGAACCCCCCGCCCCGCGUCACCUGCGCCAAGCUGGGCGACCCCCGCCACCCCGCCAACGCCACCGAGCUGGGCGACAGCCAGGACCCCCCCCGGGCCACCCGCAAUGUCACCCGCGCCCACGCGGGCACCUACCGGUGCCGGGCCACCAACGCGCACGGCUCCGCCGUCCGCAACGUCACCGUGGCCGUGGAGUACGGCCCCGCCGGUGUCACCCUGCGCGUCCUGCCCUCCGCCAACGUCACCCGCGGCAGCGGCUUCACCGUGGACUGCGGCGCCGAGGGGGUCCCGGCGCCCACCUUCGCCUGGGCGCUGCCCCCCGCGCCCAACGUGCGCCUGGCCGCCGACAACCGCUCGGUCACGGUCACCGGGGCCACCGCGGCCAACCGGGGCGUUUACACCUGCACGGCGAUUUUUCCCCUGUUUUUCCUGGGGAAGAGGCGGGAAUUGCCCGUCCCCACUUAA
Vidua chalybeata is the source of this 2548-nucleotide messenger RNA. It is a transcript of the gene ICAM5, whose product is annotated as intercellular adhesion molecule 5. The transcript has 10 exons. Gene Ontology annotation, molecular function: integrin binding. The coding region runs from base 269 to 2548 and encodes 759 amino acids. Gene Ontology annotation, cellular component: membrane. NCBI's taxonomy places the organism in Eukaryota, Metazoa, Chordata, Aves, Passeriformes, Viduidae. The record is from RefSeq and is a predicted model, not a curated record. Gene Ontology annotation, biological process: cell-cell adhesion.